AAAUUGAAUGUUAUUGACACAAAACCAAUGGUGAGAUAUUUGUGUUGCAUUUUGCUGUGUCUUGAAGUGUGUGCAGUAUUGGCACAAAAUGGCAAAAAUAAGACAUUGAAUAAAAAUUGUCUUCAAUCCGAGUUUGACAGACACUCGAGUAAUGUGUUCGGACAGUUCGGACUACCGGAGCUCAAGUUUCCUGAAUCCCGGUCCCAGUUGACCACAUACUGCAGAAAGGCCAAAGAGAGCACAGAUUUUUCGAAACAGUACGGAACCAAUUGUCUGAAGAGCACAUCCCAGACCCUGAUGUCUUUGGCCACAUAUAACUUCGACAAAGUUAACAAACAGUACUGCGCCAAGAAUGGCAAACUCAAGGAUGCCUGGGUCAAUUGGUCUAAGUGUGGCAACAAGGCUAAGCCUAAUACGGAAAAGUGCUGGGACACUAUGAUUGUGAACAUGGCUAACACCAAGAACGUUAAGAAUAUUAUGUUACGCACUUAUUACACGUGGAUUAAAUGUACGCGAAAGGCAUUGGAGGACAUGGGUGAGAAAACAUGCAAACCAGACGCUGUGGACGGGUAUGCCGUACACAUCAAUAAGGCA
Messenger RNA from Oppiella nova, 594 nucleotides. The record is from the annotation of a GenBank genome assembly. NCBI's taxonomy places the organism in Eukaryota, Metazoa, Arthropoda, Arachnida, Sarcoptiformes, Oppiidae.